AAGUGACAGAGACAAUUUCUGUCGUGAGUGAAUGUUUCCAAUUUUGUUUGUGAUUGAUCCAAGAGUUUGAUUAACAAUUUUUAUUUAAAAAAAUCCGUAUAAAGGAAAAUGGGAUCCCGAUCCAAUAAACGAAUCGAGCGGGCAUCGAGCACCAUUAAGGUUGAGCAAGUAUUUUUGGAACAGGAUGAGGAGGUGUUUGAAAGCGGAGCGAAUUUGAAAAUAAGCCGAUCAUCGAGAGCUUCCACUGAAGGAAAGAAAAAACCUGGAAGGGCGCCAAAACCAAGAUGCAACCGAUCUACACAAGUUUCCGAGGACCUGCUGGACGUUGAGCCUCGAAUCCCACGAAUUCCAGGUGAAAACGAGCCCAUUCUGGCUCAAGAAGACACCGAAGUGAUCGUUCCGCAGUGUCGUUUGUGUCUGCGGCGAGUUGCCCAGGAGAAUCUAACGCUAAUUUUAAAUAAACACAAGGCCAAAGUCAUGAUGGCCUUUCGGAUGAAAAUCUACGUGACCGAUGCGUAUCCGUUUGCCUGUCGGAACUGCUUGAACCUGCUGGACAUUUUUCUAGACUUUCGACAGACUGCCAUGAAGGCCAAGACUCUUCUGCUGACCAAGAGGGCCUUCCUGGAGGGCGACGGCUGGGACGAACCGAGCUUGAUGGAAACGAUGGCAAAUUGCAAGGCUGCUGUUGAGCAAAACAGGAAGCAGCUGGAUUCACUGUACGACAUGCAUUCGGAGGAAAUAAAAGGAAAGGAAGUUGUGUCGAAGAAUGAGGACGUUACUGUGGAGCCAACUUGUGCUGUUAGUAUAAAUACAACGGCAAUGGUCCAUGAAGAACCAGUUGAGGAAAUCUCAACUCAUCAGUUGAAAUCGGAAAUGUUUGAUGAGCGUAGCGGACUAGUAGAGACAACUAUAACGGAGGAAGAUGUGCAGCAAUUUGAGGGCAAUCUAGAACCGGAUAUAACCAAUAUAAAGUACGAGAAUGACGUCGACGAUUACGAGGACAAUGGCGAUGAUUCCGAUUAUGCUCCCAGUGUCGAAGAUGUGAAACCAUCAAAACGGAAAGCUUCAAAACGUCCUGUCCAAUCCACAAGUGACGAAAGCGAUGAAAAUAAUGACGAUAUCAUUGGAGAGGACGAGUUCGAUCCAGUUAAGGAGGAGAAACCAAAACGCAAGAAUAGAAAAGGACGCAAGAAAAAGAUUGAUUUUGAAGGACUAACCGAGGAAGAGAAACAAAAGAUCAUUUGGGACAUGAAACAUCAGCUGUGUGAUUUUUGCGGCGAAUCGGUAACUUCAGCCGCAGCGGAGGCUCACAUGAACCGUCAUCUUGGUGUUAAACCGUAUACGUGUCCGAUCGCCGACUGCGGCCAGACGUUCCACAGCAAAAACAAUCAGGUGUCGCACAUCAAGCGGCUGCACGGUGAGAAGGAAACGCCCACACUCGAAUGUAACAUUUGCGGACAAUUCAUCCGCGGCACGAUAAAGGUGCUCAACUAUCACAAGAAGCGGCACACUCAGGAGAAAAAGCACGUUUGUACGGUGUGCGGAAAGGGAUUUACGAUGAAAUGGUAUCUACGUCAACACUCGAUCGUACAUUCCGGCGAAUUUCCCCAUAAAUGCCAGUACUGUGGCAAACGAUUCAACAAUAAGUGGAGCAUGAAAACUCACGAAAAAAAUAUUCAUGAGAAAAAAAGUAAUCUUCCAGUUGAGCAGUUUCCUACAACCAGCUACAGUACAUCUUGGGAGCACAGCGUGCAGAGUGAUCUCUAAAAAUGUCGGUUUCGGUUAUCGAGUGUAUUGUCUCUUACCAGUAAAUAAAUACAUUAAAUUCAAAUAAAAGUUUACGUUUACUUUAGGUAAA
Messenger RNA from Culex quinquefasciatus (southern house mosquito), 1858 nucleotides. RefSeq names its product zinc finger protein 567. The record is from RefSeq and is a predicted model, not a curated record. Gene Ontology annotation, molecular function: DNA-binding transcription factor activity; RNA polymerase II cis-regulatory region sequence-specific DNA binding; zinc ion binding. Bases 109 to 1767 code for a protein of 552 amino acids. Gene Ontology annotation, biological process: regulation of transcription by RNA polymerase II. NCBI's taxonomy places the organism in Eukaryota, Metazoa, Arthropoda, Insecta, Diptera, Culicidae. Gene Ontology annotation, cellular component: nucleus. The transcript is spliced from 4 exons.